UGAGACCUGUUGAGCCCGGGGACGCGGAUAGUGGGCGCGCACGCACGGGCUCCCACCUGAGCUCCCAUCUUUCAUGUGACACUGAGGACAUGCUGUCACGGAUCUCCCUCAUCCCGGGGCUGAGCCGCUGCUAUGGGCUCCGAGGGGAAUGCAUGGCCGAGCUGAGCCGCUGUUAUUCAUCUGAUUCCAGUGAGAGCAGCUGGCUUCGGUCUCUCUUUGUACGGAAGGUUGAUCCACGGAAAGAUGCUCAUUCAACUUUGCUGUCUAAAAGGGAGACCAGUGGCCUCUACAAAAUUCAAUUUCAUAAUGUAAAGCCAGAAUGCUUGGACUCUUAUAACAAACUGACAGAGGAAGUACUUCCCAAACUGCACCAUGACCCAGAUUACCCAUGUGAUUUGGUGGGUAAUUGGAAUACGUGGUAUGGGGAACAGGACCAAGCAGUUCAUCUGUGGCGAUUCUCUGGGGGAUAUCCUGCUCUCAUGGACUGUAUGAAUAAGUUGAAAAAUAGCAAGGAAUAUCUGGCUUUCCGUGAGGAGCGUAGUCGCAUGCUGCUUUCCCGUAGAAACCAAUUACUUCUGGAGUUUAGUUUUUGGAAUGAGCCAACACCUCGUGAGGGUCCGAACAUCUAUGAAUUGCGAACAUAUAGAUUAAAGCCAGGAACAAUGAUUGAAUGGGGGAAUAACUGGGCUCGUGCUAUCAAGCACCGCCAGGAGAAUCGAGAAGCUGUAGGAGGAUUUUUUUCUCAGAUUGGAGAGCUAUAUGUAGUGCAUCACCUUUGGGCUUACAAAGAUCUACAGUCCAGAGAAGAAACUAGGAAAGCUGCAUGGUCCAAAAGAGGCUGGGAUGAAAAUGUCUAUUAUACAGUACCUCUUGUGCGGAACAUGGAGUCCCGUAUCAUGAUUCCUUUAAAGAUAUCUCCUCUACAAUGAGACAGUUGGCAUCUCUUCAAAGAAAACAUUCCCAUUUUCAUCUGUCCAUAGAUUCUGCUCCUUCACCAGAGAUAUUUACACUCACGAGGAAAGAUCUCAGGUGUAGCAGACUUACACAAAUAGUACUAAAAACCUAAAUUAACCAUUCUUGGGUAUUGUUAUUAUAGUGGCUUGAAUUAAAACUUUAACUGAGUUUUUAUUAAAGUCCACCAUCAAUGAGAUUUGCCACUAGAAGUCCAAAGAGUUAGAAUUCGCAAUUGGACCAAGGUGUUAUUGGACCUGAUGUGUUAUGCUGAGCUUGAGCUAAUGGCAUCCUAAGAGUCUAUUCACACAUACAGUACUCUGCUCAGAUUUGAAGCUGUGUUCGGUCAUCUAGUUUACAUUGGAAUCUGCAGCAGAAAAUCCUGCGCAUCAAAUAUGCACAGGAUACUGUAGGUUUGAAUAGACCAUAAAUUAAUAUAGACUUAAACUUUAAGUAUCUCAAAGUAGUUUAGAAUACACCAGGCAGUGUAUUAGUAAUUUUUACUCAGGGAAACAUUAAAGUUGUGUUUAUUGCUGAUAUAAUUGGAUACUAUUAAAACAAAAGCAUGAUGUCUUUUUAUGGUCAUUGCUGCCAUUUCUGCUAAAAUGUAAAUACAGUAAAUCUCGGUGGAGUAUACGUGUUGUCUGUUGGUAUGGUCUCUGUUCUAAAACUUUUUGUCCUUUAUUAAACCAAUAAUACUUAUG
Messenger RNA from Hyla sarda, 1655 nucleotides. It is a transcript of the gene NIPSNAP1, whose product is annotated as nipsnap homolog 1. Gene Ontology annotation, cellular component: mitochondrion. The transcript is spliced from 10 exons. Lineage: Eukaryota; Metazoa; Chordata; Amphibia; Anura; Hylidae. The record is from RefSeq and is a predicted model, not a curated record. Bases 90 to 929 code for a protein of 279 amino acids.